AUGGCCUCCCGAGGGGUCUUUACAAUACCAAAUCUUAACCGAUCUGGACAAUUUCUGCUAUCAGCUGGGAAGAUGGGGAGAAAUACCCUACGUCAUGGCCUUUUGGGAUCUCAGGUGGCAGGACCUGAAGGCCUAGUUCGAGUUCACGUCCCCUUCUCCCUCCAAGACUUAUCCGCCAUUGAAAAGCGGCUAGGGUCAUUCUCGGCUGACCCCACCCAAUACACUAAGGAAUUCCAAUACCUUGCCCAAGCCUACAGUCUCACAUGGCAUGACAUCCAUGUAAUCCUCACCUCUACCCUCACCCCUGAGGAGAGGGAGCGCAUCCAGGCCGCAGCCAGGGAACAUGCAGACCAAACCCACAUGACCGACCCCACUAUGGCUGUAGGGGCCGAUGCUGUCCCGGCGGCCGACCCCAACUGGAACUACCAACUUGCAGGCAAUGGUCACUGGCGCUGGGACCAGAUGAUCCAGUGCCUACUAGCAGGCAUGAGGGCAACCUCAAACAAAUCAGUAAAUUUUAACAAACUUCAAGAAAUAUGCAGGACCCCGAUGAAAACCCCGCAGCCUUCCUCAGCCGGCUCACAGAGGCACUUACCCAGUAUACCAGACUAGGCCCUACCACCCCCGCCGGGGCCACAGCAUUGGCCACCUAUUUUAUUUCCCAAUCGGCCCCUGAUAUUCAAAAAGAACUAAAAAAGGCCGAAGAUGGUCCUCAAACCCCUAUGGCCGACCUGGUAAAGAUGGCUUUUAAAGUUUUUAAUGGCCGAGAGGAAGCUCAAGAACAAGGGCGACAGGCCGGUCUCCAACAAAAGGUACAAUUACAGACCCAAGCCUUGGUAGCUGCCCUGAGGCCAGCCACAAUAAAGCCCUCCGGACCACGGCCCCCUCCGGGGCCAUGCUUUAAAUGUGGCCAAGAAGGCCAUUGGUCUCGUCAGUGUCCCCAUCCCAAAAAGCCUACCAGUCCAUGCCCAUUGUGCCGGCAAAUGGGCCAUUGGAAAUCCGAUUGUCCUCACCCAGGGGACGACAGACUCGCAAGGCCCCCACGUGGCGAGGCUUCACCCCAAUUGGACUCUGCCUUCCAACUGCUGGAGAUGGAGGAUGACGAGUGACGAGGCCCAGACUCAGUAACUCCGGUGACCCACGCUGAGCCCAGGGUAAAACUCCAGGUAGCGGAUAAGUCCAUCUCCUUUCUGUUGGACACGGGGGUUACCUAUUCCGUCCUGCCGAGCUAUUCCGGCCCCACCACGCCGUCCUCCGUUUCGGUCAUGGGCAUAAAUGGCACCCCCUCCGUUCCCCCAUGCACACCGGUACUCACCUGCUGCCUGGAUGGCUUCCACUUCUCCCACUCCUUCCUAGUCAUCCCCUCCUGCCCCAUCCCCUUGUUGGGCUGAGACAUCCUCAAUAAAUUAGAAGCCUCAGCCACCUCCCUAUCCUCCUUACAAAGGCAGAUCAACUCCCUAGCACAGGUCACUCUACAAAACCGACGAGCCCUAGAUCUCCUGACAGCAGAAAAAAGGGGAACAUGCCUGUUCCUGAGGGAGGAAUGUUGCUACUACCUCAAUGAAUCAGGCCUUAGUGGAAACCAAUAUAGAACACCUAAAGGAAAUCCAAAAAACUCUAUCCACCCACCCAGGAUCCUCAGACCCCCUAACCUCCUGGUGGCAAUCACCCCUCCUAACUUGGCUCCUCACCAUAGUCACUCCACUAGUUGCUAUCUGUAUAAUACUUAUGCUCUUAGCUUGUUUUCUCCGUUUUGUACAAAAACAAAUUCAUGAAGUGUCCCAGGUGUUCCAGCCAUAUUCCCGCAUUCCAACCUCAGACCCCACAUACCAUGACGUCGCCCUUACACCCGCAGGAAGCAGCCAGAUCAGAUCCAUCGCCCAUUAUCACCAAUAAGAGGUUAGAAUGUUAGGAUGUCCUUGGAACCACAGUAGAGGGGACGGCCAUCUUGCUAGGUCAAGCCAAUGAA
Felis catus (domestic cat) is the source of this 1969-nucleotide messenger RNA. RefSeq lists its product as uncharacterized. The transcript is spliced from 2 exons. The coding region runs from base 1 to 612 and encodes 203 amino acids. Lineage: Eukaryota; Metazoa; Chordata; Mammalia; Carnivora; Felidae. Gene Ontology annotation, biological process: virion assembly. The record is from RefSeq and is a predicted model, not a curated record.